Molecule: messenger RNA, 1701 nt
Organism: Mesoplodon densirostris (Blainville's beaked whale)
Lineage: Eukaryota; Metazoa; Chordata; Mammalia; Artiodactyla; Ziphiidae
Gene: RBM7
Product: RNA binding motif protein 7
Exons: 6
Coding region: 314-916 (200 amino acids)
Biological process (GO): regulation of alternative mRNA splicing, via spliceosome
Cellular component (GO): nucleus
Molecular function (GO): single-stranded RNA binding
Source: RefSeq, a predicted model, not a curated record
GCGGCAGCGGAAGCGGAUCGUACUCUCUUUGUGGGCAACCUUGAAACGAAAGUGACAGAGGAGCUCCUUUUCGAGCUUUUCCACCAGGUUAAUUUCCACGCAGUGGGAUAAUGAUGGAUGUUGGUCGCCUUGUUAAAGUCAUAAAGUGCUGUGAAAUGUAAAUUCAGUCGGUGACUGGGUUUCCGGUUCCUUAUGGGCUCCCUCCCUCCAAGCUGGGCCAGUAAUAAAAGUGAAAAUUCCAAAAGAUAAGGAUGGUAAACCAAAGCAGUUUGCGUUUGUGAAUUUCAAACAUGAAGUAUCUGUUCCUUAUGCCAUGAAUCUGCUUAAUGGAAUCAAACUUUUUGGAAGGCCCAUCAAAAUUCAGUUUAGAUCAGGAAGUAGCCAUGCCUCACAGGAGGUCAGUUUGUCAUAUCCCCAGCAUCAUGUUGGAAGUUCAAGCCCUACUUCCACAUCUCCUAGCAGAUACGAAAGGACAGUGGAUAACAUGACUCCAUCAACACCAAUAAUUCAGAGAUCUUUUUCUUCUUCAGAAAAUUUUCAGAGACAAGCAGUGAUGAACAGUGUUUUGAGACAGAUGUCAUAUGGAGGGAAAUUUGGUUCUCCACAUCUGGAUCAAUCAGGAUUUUCCCCAUCAGUUCAGUCACAUAAUCACACUUUUAACCAGUCUUCAACCUCCCAGUGGCGCCAAGAUACACCAUUAUCACAGCGAAAAGUCAGACAGAAUUCUCAUCCCUACGUAGUGGAUAGACAUUAUAGCCGUGAACAGCGUUACACUGAUCAUGGGUCUGACCAUCAUUACAGAGGAAACAGAGAUGAUUUCUUCUAUGAAGAGAGAAACCACGAUGGCUGGAGCCAUGACUAUGAUAACAGAAGAGACAGUGGUAGAGAUGGAAAAUGGCGCUCAUCUCGACACUAACAAGUAUUAAAAGGAUGUUUUCAUAGUGUCAUUCUAGGCCCUUUUUGUUACGUUUUUUCUGGGAAUCUUUUCUUAAAAAAAGUCUAUAGAGCAGCUUUACAGGUUGCCACAUUUCUUUAUAAAAUUUUUAAAACCUAAUUGCAGUCCAAUACAGAAACGAGAAUUGUGGUUCUAGUUUUAUUACAUUAAUAACCUUUCACCUCAGGGUUUUAAGAAGAGGAAAGGGUUUUAUGCUAAAGAAAGUGCCACAAUUCCUAAUCAUUUUAGACAGUUGAGGAAGGGAUGUAUUAUAUGGAUUAGUUGUAUUAUGAAGCAAAUAUUUUAAUUAUCUGUUACCUUUUUGUAUUGCAAGAAAUUUCUUGUUAGGGAAUCAGAUUUUUGGUGUAUAUAAUGGAAUAUAUUCAAGUUGAUAGUCUGAAAUGACUCAGUAUUUUGUUACUAAACGAGAAAAUGUAAAUUCAGUGAUUCAUUUUACUAACAUUUGAGAAAACCUUUUGGUCAAGUUUGGGGAUAAAUCAUAUUUAACUUAGAGAACUUAAGUGUAAGUUCUGCGACAUGAUCUUGAGUUUUACUGUAAGUGAGCAUACAAGUAUACAUCUACACAUGCUAUUUCAUUGUAAAAUUUUAGAAUUUGCUCAUUAAAUCAUGUUCGAUGUAUGAAGUCACUCAGGAAGUUAAAUAUCUCUAAAUGUAUUUUUUUUACAGUAAAAAUACAGUGUUAAUGUAAAUCUUUUUCUGGAAGAACAGAAAUGUAAAUGCAUAGUCAGAUAAAAUAGUAAAAUGUU